AUGUCCGUGCCCUUGCAGCAGGCCCACCACAGACCAUCUGUACAUUCCCUCGACAAAUACCCAUAUCAUUUCGAUUUGCAUAUACUGUAUACUACUUGCAUCUGUCGCUGGUGUCUGUCGUCACAAGGAUAA
Caenorhabditis briggsae is the source of this 132-nucleotide messenger RNA. Lineage: Eukaryota; Metazoa; Nematoda; Chromadorea; Rhabditida; Rhabditidae. The record is from RefSeq and is a predicted model, not a curated record. The transcript has a single exon. Bases 1 to 132 code for a protein of 43 amino acids.